This is a messenger RNA of Trifolium pratense (red clover), 1689 nucleotides long. Its product is annotated as zinc finger protein 346-like. The record is from RefSeq and is a predicted model, not a curated record. Gene Ontology annotation, molecular function: zinc ion binding; double-stranded RNA binding; single-stranded RNA binding. Lineage: Eukaryota; Viridiplantae; Streptophyta; Magnoliopsida; Fabales; Fabaceae. Gene Ontology annotation, cellular component: precatalytic spliceosome. The transcript is spliced from 4 exons. Bases 195 to 1355 code for a protein of 386 amino acids.
AAUGAGGGAAAAAAAUCUAAAAAAUUAAACCCAAUUUUAAUUUUUUAGGGUUUUAUUUGGAAUUAUUCACUUUCCAAUUUUCCAAUUCCCUUUUAUCUCUCCAUCAAUUGACGAUUCCUUAAUGACUCUGAUCAUAUGAUGGAGUGUACAAAGUAGAAUGCUUGAAUCACAAUUUCACACACAUUUUCCCAAAAAUGUACCCUCAACAACAGUACCAAGUUCCACCUUUCAAUUUACAGCAACAACAACAACAACAACCCUAUUAUUCAUCAUCACUUUAUCCUCCUGGUACUGACCCAGUUGCAAAUUCAACAUCUUUUUCUGCUCCUGCUUCUGUUUAUGCGUCACAAACAACAGAUUAUCCCAAUUGGAUCGGUCCACAAUCUGAACAUAUCGUAUAUGAUCCUGCUGUUGGUUCAUCGUACGAGGCUUCAGCAGCGUCUGCAAGUUUGCCUCCUGCAUAUGCUACAUGGUCAUAUCCAAUUUAUGGCAAUGAUACUACAACAGUGUUGCCUAACCAAACCAAAGUCUCCAAAGCUUUGAGAUGUGAAGUGUGUAAAAUUGAUCUCAAUAGCAAAGAUUCUUAUGAAAAGCACAUAGCUGGAAAGAAACACAAGAAGAAUUUACAGGUACAGACUAAUCCUACUAUUGCAUCUCAUGUGAAUGUCCAAUGUGACACAAGUAGUACACAAGGACAAUCGUUAAUUGGUCCUGUAGCCAAGAAAUUAGAGCCUAAGAAAAAGGUGGUACCUAGUGGUGGUACACCUGCUGAUUCUGCAAAGGUUUGCUCAACGUGCAAUGUCCUGUGCACUAGUCAAGACACGUAUAACAAACAUAUUGCUGGGAAAAAACAUGCUAAUCAGGUUCGCUUGUUGUCUAAUAAUGGCAUUGGUCCAUCCAGUGCUGAAUUCAAACGUAGCAGUAUUGGCCCAUUGCAAAAAGCUGCUAAGAAAAUCAAGGUUGCUCAAUCUGCAUGGUGUGAAGUUUGCAAGAUUACUUGUAACAGUAUGGAUAUUUACAUUACACACUUAGCCGGCAAGAAACAUUUGAAGAACUUGGAGAAACUGUCAAAUCCAAAAACCGAUGCCGGCAUCGGUGCCACUACCACCUCCACUGCAGCAAAUACUUUAAUCGGACCACAGGAAAAGCCAGAUACCGAUAAACCAAAUAAGGCACCAGAACUUGAUAUCGAGACAAAGAAACGUAAAGUUGUGGAAGGAGGAGCUGCAGUUAAUCAUAUUAAAAUGUGCACUUUAUGCAAUGUAGUGUGUAAUAGCCAGAUAGUGUUCGAUUCUCACCUUGUUGGCCAAAAACAUGCUGCUAUGGCAAAGAAGGCAGGAUCAAGCACUGGUUGAGGUCAUUACCAUCAUUGUGUCAUCUAUACUCAGUGAGAAAAUUCGGGUUCUCCACGGUAUAGCUCAAAGAUUCCGAAUUUGUUCUUCAUUCCAUCUAUGGUGCUUCAAGUCAAAAUAAAAUAUUUUCUUCAGAUCCUACAUAAUCAAGGAAAAUUUGGAAUCUAUUUUCUGAGUGACUUUGGCUUUUCUUUUUUUAUUUUUGUCAUUUGUUAUGUUGUAUACUUUGGUUGUGGAAACUUUGAUUCUAAAUCUUGUAAUCAAGACCUAUAUUUGGAUUCUAUUUUUGACAUUUGUGGUUUUUUAACUUUUAAAGAUUGGUGGGAGCUUUUCUUCA